CAUUAUUAUGCGACCAAUUCUCAGAUACCCGGCCCUUACUUCAGUCCUGUGCCCAACGGAACGCCUAUUGCUAUGACUUCUCACAAAGAGAUGAACAAAAUGAGAGCCUCGGGUCCGGGUGUAGGUGCCGGCAAGUCCUCCAAAUCCAAUCAUAACCAUAACGACAUCAGACAACCAUUUUAUCCGCCUUCCAAUCCAUAUCCAGAGGUUCCGCAACUGAUUGAUCCAAACCGACCGCCGGUGACCGACGGAAUGGGUCCCCAAAUGUUUACUCCGGGAUAUCCAGGAUUUCUGCCACACGGGAGUCCAUUCCCGCCGCCACCCAUGUAUAUCAUCGCCACACCUGAAGGUUCUUUCAUCACAUAUGGCGUCCAAAUGGCCACUCCUGGAGUGCAAAUGCCUCGACCUUCGAGCCCACACACUGUUCCUAACGUCGACUCAGACUCAGCCAACGCGUGUAAAGUGCCUUCAAAUGAUGGUAACGGUUCCAACUGUUCCAAUGAGCCUCUCGAUGACGAUAUUAAUGAUGUGAGCGAUGAGCCCAUCGACGAACUUGCGCUCGAAUCCAAUGAUUACAACGAAGACAAUGAGAUGAAUGAAACGGAAACUCAUAAUCAUUUAAAUAAUGAGACAAACGUUGAAUUUAGUGAAACUGACGUGAAUUGUGUGAAUCCUGUGAGUCCUGUGAGUGAACCGGAGAUUAAAGUGAUUGUCAAAGACGUGACAAACACUACAAGUGCUGCCAUUUCGACGCAAACUACUAGUUCAACGACAGCGGCCGCACCAGUGGUCUGGGGCUCCAGUAGUCAGAAAUCGUGGGCCGACCUCUUCAAAGACGGCUCAGCUAUUCACUCAUCGACUCUCUCAUCGCAAACAUCCGGUGGUGCGACCACUGGCCCUAUAAUAGUCAGCCAUAACUACAAUAAUGUGAAUCUAUCUGAAAGUGACAGUCAUCUGAAUUCUAGUGGUGUUAUCAGUGAAAGUGAGGCUCAAAUCCAAUGCAUUCCUAUGCGCAACGACUCGUUCGCCAGAAAAUUAUCCAAAAAAAACUCCAUUUAA
Messenger RNA from Oppiella nova, 1059 nucleotides. NCBI's taxonomy places the organism in Eukaryota, Metazoa, Arthropoda, Arachnida, Sarcoptiformes, Oppiidae. The record is from the annotation of a GenBank genome assembly.